UCCACCUUCGCUCAACACCACAUUGGCGACAAGGAUUUCGUGAACGUACCCCCAGCCCCGCUGUGCCGUCCGUAUCCGCCCACCAUGAGCUUCACCGGGCUUGCGCCGCCACCGUUUUUCCUUCCGACGCCCCGCCGUCCGUCAUUGCCAUGGGAGCAGUGGGAGCGGAUGUGCAACGUGUACUUGCUGGCAUCCGGAGCCGCCGCAUUCAAGCCGGAGCAACGCAAGGCUAUUCUUUUGCAUUGUUUGGGGGAGGAAGGCCAGCGUAUUUAUCAGACGCUACAUGCAGGGACCAGCGCCGCAGCACCGGCCGCCCCAAGUGCCGCAGCACUCGCCGAUGACAAGUCUGUCGUGGCCCCUCCUGACGAAUACGAGUCUGCACUCACCGCAUUACGGCACCAGUUUUCGACGUCGCGCAACGUUAUCAUCGAGCGUCAUCGCUUUCCCCGUCGCAGCCAACACACAGGCGAGUCCGUUCAUGACUUUGUUGCCGCUCUACGGGAGCUAGCGUCACAUUGUUCGUUUGCCUCGCAAGAUGAUGCUCUGCGAGACCAAUUCGUUGCCGGCGUAGCUUCCACUCGCGUACGUGAGCGGUUACUGCUCGAGGGUUCCACACUUUCGUUCGAGAAUUCUGUUCGAGUUGCACUUCAGUUUGAGCAGGCGGUUGAAGAGCUAAAGGAGCUCCCUGCUUCGGUCGAAGCAAUUUCAUUGCGGCAGCGUCGAAAACCAUCGUCGCAUUCUUCGAAAAAAAGGAAUUCACAACCAGCAGCCACCUUAGAGCAGAUUUUAACGAGGAGCGCGGGCGGCUCACGUGCGCCGCAGCGGAACCGCCCCCCUCAGCGGAACCGAGAACAGAGUAGCCGCUCCGGCUCGCCACUUUGUUUCCGAUGCGGCUCGCGGAACCACAUCGCGUCAGCGCCGCAGGGCUCAGCGCAAGGCAAGACUUGUUUUGCGGUCGCAAGGGCCACUUUCAAAGGGUAUGUAUUGUCACGUGGUAGUGACGGUGAAGAAAGAACACAGUAGCAGUACUGUGAAAGACAAAACUAGCUUUUAUUGGGCGAACCUGUGCCCACAAAACAGGCUACACUUAAAGCACAACAAUAGCGGCGAACACAGUCUGCGAUCGUCGAAAAUCUGAUCAGCGGGUCAAGCGUGUCGGCUUUUAUAGAGCAGUCAUCGAAUGUUCCAGACUAAUCGUUCGGACCCGCAUGCCUUCCACAAAGUUCUACACCAUUCGCGUCAGGUGAUGCAAUCAGAUAACAUAACGUUCAGCGACAACAGACAGCAGAUAGAAGCAUCGAUAACGUUCCAGAAACUUCGGUACAUACAGGCGCGUCCCACGCUGUGCGAUUACUUUUGUUAGGCUGCGAAACGUGGUUGCCCGAUAAAGAUAAGUAUACGUGUCAAUACCCCCCUCUUAAAAAGCAUCGACCCGAUGCUGCAAAGAAACGAAGGUAAUAAACAAAAUCACUCGUAGCAAAGAAAAGAACAAAAAUGGCGAAGUUUGUCAGCGUCCGUAAAAGGGUUUAAGGCGCACCACGUGGACCACUUCAGAUCGUGCGCGGCGCCGCUGUGAAUGCGAAAUGCCGUCUGGCACGACCUCAUAGUCCAGAGCGCCAAUGCGUCGGAUGACCUUGUAGGGUCCGAAAUAGCGUCGGAGUAGUUUCUCACUGAGUCCUCGUCGGCGUAUCGGGGUCCAUACCCAAACACGGUCGCCGGGCUGGUACUCGACGAAGCGUCGUCGGAGGUUGUAGUAUCGGCUGUCGGUCCUCUGUUGGUCCUUGAUCCGCAGGCGGGCGAGCAUUCGGGCUUCUUCGGCGCGCUGGAGAUAGCUAGCGACGUCAACAUUCUCUUCGUCAAUGACGUGGGGCAGAAUGGCGUCGAGCGUCGUCGUCGGGUUCCUGCCGUAAACCAGCUUAAACGGCGUGACCUAUGUUGUUUCUUGCACCGCCGUGUUGUAAGCGAAGGUUACAUACGGCAGGACCGCGUCCCACGUCUUGUGCUCAACGUCGACGUACAUCGCUAGCAUGUCGGCGAGGGUCUUAUUCAGGCGCUCCGUGAGACCAUUCGUUUGCGGAUGGUGGGCAGUUGUCCUCCUGUGGCUUGUCUGGCUAUAUUGCAGAAUGGCUUGGGUGAGCUCUGCUGUAAAAGCCGUUCCUCUGUCGGUGAUGAGGACUUUUGGGGCGCCAUGCCGCAGCAGGAUGUUCUCGCCGAAAAAUUUCGCCACCUCGGCUGCGCUGCCUUUCGGUAGAGCUUUUGUUUCAGCGAAGCGGGUGAGAUAGUCUGUCGCCACGACGAUCCACUUAUUCCCGGAUGUUGACGUCGGAAACGGCCCCAACAAAUCCAUCCCAAUCUGCUCGAAUGGUCGUCGAGGAGGUUCGAUCGGUUGUAGUAACCCUGCUGGCCUUGUCGGUGGUGUCUUGCGUC
Dermacentor albipictus is the source of this 2427-nucleotide messenger RNA. The record is from RefSeq and is a predicted model, not a curated record. NCBI's taxonomy places the organism in Eukaryota, Metazoa, Arthropoda, Arachnida, Ixodida, Ixodidae.